CUACCUCACUAUCGGUUAAACUUGUUAAACUUGAUUAAAGUUUGAAAACACUUGUAAUGCAAAGUGUAUUAUAUUGGUGAGAAAUGUCUUAUUAAAUAUCAACAUUUGAUGGCUAAACGUAAGGAUGUAUAACCUAUUCUAUCAGUAGACGGGAUAAAUGGCUUGUUGUGACGUAAUCUUGUAUUACAUACAGUGGUGUGUUUGGUCAGCAUAUCAAUGUAUUCUGCGAUGCAUUUGUUCCCUCUGCUGUUGCGAAAGAAUGUAUAGUUCUCGGUACUGUUGCUGCGAAAGAGUAUACAGUUUUCCGUGCUGUUGCUGCGAUAGAAAAUAUAGUACUCCCUGUUGUUACAGCAAUAGGAAGUAUAGUUUUCCAAGCUGUUGCUGCGAAGGAAAGUAUAGGCUAUAUCUAUACGAUUAUGAAACAGUCAAUUUCGCAAAUCUUUUCGAGAAAUGGGCAGACAAGUGCUUUGAAUUCGAUCUUUGGACACCGCAAUCGUCAUAUAAUACACAACAGCUUAUCAUGGUUGUAUGUGAGGAAAAAGCAAGAAUGUUUGCUGACAUGAGUGGCGCUCUGGAAAACUUCACGGAUGAACAACUCAAGCAAACAGUUUUCGUCUAUAUAACUGGAGAUGUCGGAACCAAGAUAUCUGUACCUGAAGGCGAUAGAUUUUCAACAGUGCCAAUUGUGUAUAUUUCUAAGGAAAAAAGUUGGCGUUCGGCAACUAUUUUCAGAAAAGCUUGUGCAUAUUUGGUAAAGUUAGCAAAUCUCAAGACACCAAGUGAACAAACGCCAUUGACUUAACAAUACUAUGUGUGUAUUUUACCCGUUCCAGAUAUAUUUUUAUCUAUUUUUAUAAACGUAAUACAAAAAAAGACUUGUUUAUUUAUCCAGGCACUCGACUUAUUCAAAUAUGGGAAAAGGUUGCUCGUACAACAACAAAAGUAAAAAGAAUUAGUAACAUGUGUAUUCAAUUUUGUAUAUUUCACCACAGUCAUGUAAUUCCUCAGCCGCCGCAUUUCUUAUACAUGUUUCAUCAACUUA
Molecule: messenger RNA, 1042 nt
Organism: Mercenaria mercenaria
Lineage: Eukaryota; Metazoa; Mollusca; Bivalvia; Venerida; Veneridae
Exons: 4
Coding region: 158-802 (214 amino acids)
Source: RefSeq, a predicted model, not a curated record